AUGAGGCAAAUUCUUGUACGCCGUAUCGGGGGUCCGGAAGUUCUCGAACUAUCCAACAUUGCCCAGAUACCUUCGCCAGCAAACAACCAGGUAUUGAUAAAGAAUAGCUAUGCUGGAGUCAACUUUAUCGACACUUAUUUUAGGAAGGGCUCUCUCCCUUGCCAACUUCCAACAUGCCUUGGAAUGGAAGCAGCCGGGACAGUUGUGGCCAUAAAUGGAGAGAACAAAACGAAUCUUUCUGUUGGUGACUUGGUCGUCUGGAAAGGUCAAGGAGCCUACGCCGAGUACAGUACAGCAGAUAUUGAUAAUGUAGUACGAAUACCGCAAGGUAUAUCUGAUCGUGAUGCCGUUGGCGCAUUCCUACCAGGCAUGACAGCUCUGUCGCUCAUCACCGAAGCAUAUCCAGUAAAGAAUGGGGAGGCGGUAUUGGUCCAUGCCGCGGCAGGCAACGUUGGUCAGCUUUUGUGCCAGAUGCUGCGAAACAUCGGUGCUUUUGUUGUCGGCACUGCUGGGUCUCCUCAGAAGUGCGCAAUGGCGAAAGAGUACGGAGCGCACGAGUGCAUCGACUACAGCGAGAACAAACAAUGGUUACAAGAAGCACUGGCUCUUACGAGUGGAGAGUGUUUUGACGUUGGUGAGGACUUCGAAAUGUGCCACGACUUACUUCUAUACUUACACGAUGCAGUUUUUGAUUCGGUCGGAGCGACAACUUGGGAUUGUUCGCUGGCUAUCACUAAGCGAAAAGGAAAAGUUGUUUCCUUUGGACAUUCCUCCGGCCGAAUACCACCAUUUGAUAUAACACGUCUUCUAGAGAAGAACUUGUCCAUCGCUCGCGUCGCACUCACACAAUACAUAACUACGCGCGAUGAGCUCCUGCAUUUCGCAAACAUGCUGUUCGAGAGUAUGCUGCAAGGAAAAUUGAAGGUCAAUUACCACGCGAAGGAAUACGCAUUGCAGGAUAUAUCGCGCGCACAUGAGGACCUCGAAACUCGUCAAACAAGUGGACGAGUAUUAGUUAAGAUGUAA
This is a messenger RNA of Clonostachys byssicola, 1026 nucleotides long. NCBI's taxonomy places the organism in Eukaryota, Fungi, Ascomycota, Sordariomycetes, Hypocreales, Bionectriaceae. The record is from the annotation of a GenBank genome assembly.